GCAGCAGUGCAGAGUACUGAAUUCCUCUUAGCUGUGCGUGACAAGGUGCUAAGUCUAAGGGCUGCAACAAGGAUGGCAUGCAUGCAGCAAGCUGCGUGGCUCCUGAUCCGACCGGGCAGCUCUAAGACGUCAUUGUUAACAGCCAUUAGCAAACAUGCAUAUGCGUCGCAUGGCGCUUGCCUCAGUGUAUCAUCAGCGACAUCAUCUUUCUCGCCGGGUUCAGACGUGAUUGCACAACAGACAGUGCCAUGGCUUACUGUGCACAACCGUGCGUACAGUGCAGCUGCUGCGCCAACGACCGGCUCCGGUAUGGCUACAGGCGCUGUCGCGGCGUCUGCGGCGGACACCGCCUCCACCAGCGCCCCUGCCCCUCCCAGCAGCAGCCCUUUUAUGCCUCGCUGGUUGCGCAACCUCUUCCCAGGCGGCGAACAUCUGCCGGCGAGUCCAGCGAUGGAGCGGCAGACGUCGGGUGCUAGUGCCAGCAGCAGCGGCGGCAGCGGCCCGGGCUCAGAGGCGGAUGAUAUCAAGCAGCUGGAGGAGAUGCGCAACAUGGACAUGCAGGGGUAUGUGGAGUAUUGCAAGAAGAUGCGCGGAGGUGCCCCACCGCCCCGCCCCCGGCGCCCGUCCGUAUCACCGGACCACUACGACUACCGGACGAUGCAGGACCAGCGGCGCAUCGCCUUCCUGCGCAUGCAGCAGCACGAGCACAUUGGCAGCCUGGUAACCAAGGAGGAGAGCGACCUCAUCUUGGCCAAGCGGGAGGACGUGGUCAAGAACCGGGCGCUGCUGCAGGCCAUCGCGGACCGCACGGGCGUCUACAUUGACCUGGAGGUGAAGGACUGUAUCGAGCAGUUCCUGGAAACGCGGGAGAACGCGGGUCAGAUGCACCGCUACGCCACGGAGUUCGGUAUGCCGCUGCCCAAGGGCUCCCAGGAGCAGCGGGAAAUGCGAAGGUUCAUGAAGCGCGUGGAGGCGGAGGAAAAGCUGGCAGUGGCGCUUGAGAAGCGGGAUCUGACCUCGUGCUCGCUGCGGCACAAGCUGUCGUGGGCGGGCCCCACAGCACUGUGCGACCAGACAGGGCUGCGCUACCACGAGUGCUGCGGCGCGCUCAAGGCAGGUGCCGCCGCCGGCGAGGUGGACGUCUCCAGGCUGCGCAUCCCGCCCAUGCUGCUGCAUAGCAAGAAAGCCGGCAAGCGUGAGGUCGUGGACAAAGACCGUGAGCGGCAGGUGCACGGCAUGUUCAAGAGCCGGGCGGAGGGCAUCCUGCGGAAGGCGGCCAUGGAUGGCGUCAAGCCACGGCUGAGGGACUACUGAACACACGCGGCACGCCUGAGGCUCUCUGUGAGGACGGGAAGGAAACAGGUGCGCCGUUGCCGCGGAAUCCAGCAAGUUGAUUGCGUCAGGUGGACUUGAUAGGACAUGUUAAUACACCGCAUCGCGCAGAUGGCAGCCCGGGCGCGCCGACGCCGUGAAGUGGGAUGUCUGUGCGACCUGGUGGCGAGCCACUUCGUGCCGGGGUCAUCAGGUGGCGUGCUUGUCUUACUCCUUGCAGAUGAGCGAUUUUGUGAACGAUGGGGGAGUUAUAGAGUGAACAGUCCGAGCGCGCAAGGGCCCUGGGUACGUUGCGCAUUCUGGUCGCAGGGCGUGUGCGUGUCUGUGUGUGUGGAGGGUGUCGGAGCCUCGCGUUGUGCUCCACGCGCCGCUGAAGGUGGCUCUGAGCGCGUAAUGUAAAUGCAAUCAGCC
This is a messenger RNA of Chlamydomonas reinhardtii, 1743 nucleotides long. RefSeq lists its product as uncharacterized. The coding region runs from base 310 to 1314 and encodes 334 amino acids. The record is from RefSeq and is a predicted model, not a curated record. The transcript is spliced from 7 exons. NCBI's taxonomy places the organism in Eukaryota, Viridiplantae, Chlorophyta, Chlorophyceae, Chlamydomonadales, Chlamydomonadaceae.